AUGGAGCAGCAAUUGCGUGCUUGGCUACGCUAUUCGUUUGCCUUUGGGCUUUACAUGAGUCCAAACCUGAAAACAACUUACAUAAACAACAGAGCUGCCGCGCACAGCAAGCGUCUAGCAUGGCUUGAGCGCAAGCCAAUCGUAACAAAACAACGUUUGAAGGAAAUUUGUCUGUACAUACAGCUGGUCGGAAUUUGUGUAGUCUUUGUGAAAGGGCUGGUUUCAUUGAAACCCAUACCGGGCAUGGCCAGCGAAGCAGUGAGCACUCUGUUAUACGCUUUACAAGCGUUAACUUGUAUAAUCAUUGUGGCUGAAGGUCUGUGGCGUCAACAGCAGCAGGAAGCAUUCUUGCGGCUGCUACACGAAAUUGAAUUCUCACUGAAGCUACGGCUGCGAGAAGACAUUAAAUUGCAUUGUUGGAUAUCUUGUGCGCGUUGGCACCUACAAUAUCUGCUUUGGCUAUCGCUCAUCUGCUUCGUUGUUGCGGUUUAUUAUUUUAUGGAAUUACAACAUAUGGCUUACUAUUGGCAUGCCAUUUGGUAUAACACUAUCAUACGUCUACGUAUCAUACAGUUAUGCGUUUACGUGUGUGUCUUGCGAAAUUAUAUGGCGUGUCUUUGCAUGAAAUUGCAACAGCUUGUUGCCUACCGUACGGCGCCAAACCAACAGCUGUUGGAUGUUAACUAUGAAAAACUGCAAACUUUGGCAUAUCUCUUGGCCAUUAAGGAUAUCUAUGACUUGCUGUACAAGGCAUUUGAGCUGCUCUGUGAAUUCGCUGGCUGGUCACUCUUUGCUAUAAUAACCUCUUGUAUUUUGGACUAUAGUUGUACGCUCUAUUGGAUACUGCUAAGCUUUGAGGGCUUUAUGGAGACUUCCGCCUACUAUGUGGCAGGUUUUUGGUGGUUGGUACCUAUGACCGCUACCAUCUGGCAUAUUUGUUACCUGUGUCAUAAAUGUUCGCAACUUGAUCGCUUGUUAGCCGCUAGAUUGCGUCGUCUAUUAAUUAUGAGUUCUUCGCAGUCCAUGCGUUCUUAUCGUAUUUUAUUGCAGUUAUUCUGCACACAGUUAGAGUUGCAGUGCAUUGUAGUGACCGGAAGUAAUUUCUUUAUAUUAGACUUGCGUUUGGUAACAGCGAUUUUAGCAACUAUGACUUCGCAGAUGGUGAUGUUAAUACAGUUUCUGUGUGCUUGA
Messenger RNA from Bactrocera dorsalis (oriental fruit fly), 1191 nucleotides. RefSeq names its product putative gustatory receptor 39b. The transcript has 3 exons. Gene Ontology annotation, cellular component: axon; neuronal cell body; dendrite. The record is from RefSeq and is a predicted model, not a curated record. Bases 1 to 1191 code for a protein of 396 amino acids. NCBI's taxonomy places the organism in Eukaryota, Metazoa, Arthropoda, Insecta, Diptera, Tephritidae. Gene Ontology annotation, biological process: sensory perception of taste.